AUGACUAUCGACUCGAAGGCGUCUGUUCCAUUCUCGAAUUUCUCUCGCAAACUCCAGAAAGUUAUUCUAAAAUGCUUGCAAAUUGGGGAUGCUAUGGAGAUGUUGAAGGCAAACACUUUGCUACGUCAACUCAUCCUUCAACAUGGACCACUACCCGGGAAAAUCGACGAGUUGAGGUUUGCGUGUGAUUUGUGCGAAAGCACGGAGAUUUCUUUGCGAGUCGCCGAUUCUCGUCUGAAUUUUCAAUUUAUCGAAUGCGGGAAUUUUGAUUUAUCGACGAAAAUCAUCUAUAAAGAUCCGAGAAGGAGAGAAGAAUUGCAUUCCUCAUCACAAAGCACGUCGAUUUUCUUCAAAUUUCUCAAAACCUGUGCCUCGUUGCAUGUGGCAGUGGAUUUCUGGGAGAAAGAGGGUGAAAAGGUGAAAGAAUUGAGGCGAAUCAUGCACAAAUACAUGUCAAAUCUCCAAUGGAUCAGAGAUUUAAAUGUAAAUUUCGGUGACCAACAACUAGCCGAGUGUUUCUUUGGGGAAUUUGAGGCCAAAAUCGACUUUUUCUCAUUCGAUGAGUACUCGUUUGAAUACGAGAAGUUAAAUGCAAAUUUCAUGAACAGCUCACUGCUUCAAAAGAUGCUGAACAUUUACGUAUUUAUCCCGAACUCGUCGAAUAUUAUCUCUCAUGAGAUGUUGAAGCGAUCGAACGCUUUCUACAUUCACUACUCGAUAGCCUCAUUUGAGCACUUUACGAGAAUAAUGAGGGAAUUCGUGGAGAACGGGAUUCCGAGUCGGAAUCCGUUUGCCUCAAUGUCAAUCCAUUUCGAUGACACAACCACAGCUUACCUUGAAAUACCCAUUUCUCGAAUUGAAGAGGAGCUCUUAUUGAUGAAAGAAGUGCAAGCGUUAAAUGCAAAUGAGUUCACCGAUCAGUUGGACGAUUUUCUUCACGAAAAGGGCUCACAGAUGAAAGAAGUUUGUGCGAAUUUCUUCCACUUUUGCGAGCUGCUCCGAAAUCGGAGACGAAUCUCCAAAGAAAGCUUUGUGCUUUUGCGAAGAAUCUCAAAUGAAAUCGAUCAGCUGAUAAUGGCAACGAGAAUUGUCGAGGAAUCGAAUGAUGGGAGUGAUUCUCGAAGCAGCCAUAUUCACCUUUUGAUCAGAAAUAUCGAAGCGAUCGAUAUUUCUGGACGAAUUUGUGAUCUU
Mesorhabditis belari is the source of this 1191-nucleotide messenger RNA. NCBI's taxonomy places the organism in Eukaryota, Metazoa, Nematoda, Chromadorea, Rhabditida, Rhabditidae. The record is from the annotation of a GenBank genome assembly.